CUCAUUGCAGCCAUAAUUUGAGAAAUCCAGUCCUGAACAGUACUCUAUCCACCACCAUGGCGCUCGACACCACUAAAUUCUACAACAUCAUCAACAACGAACGCACCACAACCCCAGAAACCCGCCACAGCACCAACCCAACAACCGGCCACCCGAACCCCCCCGUCCCGGUAUCCAGCCAAACCGACCUCGACACCGCCGUACUGGCCGCGCAAUCCGCCUUCCCAGCAUGGUCGCGCACCCCCCUCUCGACCCGGCGCACCCUCCUCGCAACCUACGCCACCCUCCUUGAAACCCACAAGUCCGCCCUGAUCGCCCUCCUCACGCAAGAACAAGGCAAACCCCUCAGCCAGGCCCAAAUCGAAGUCGAAAUGGCCAUCACCUGGACCCGACAAAUCCCCACCCUCGAUUUGCCGGUGCAAACCAUCGAAGACACCCCGGACCGCCAGAUCAUCCAGCGCUACGUGCCCAUCGGCGUGUGCGGCGCCAUCGUCCCCUGGAAUUUCCCGGUCUUGCUGGCGGUGGGGAAAAUCGUGCCCGCCCUGGUCACGGGGAACGUGGUCAUCGUGAAGCCCAGUCCGUAUACGCCGUACUGCGCGUUGAAGUUGGGGGAGCUUGCAGCCCAAAUUUUCCCGCCGGGGGUGGUGCAGGUGCUUAGUGGCGGGGAGGAGCUGGGGCCGUGGAUGACGGCGCAUCCCGGGAUCCAGAAGAUCAGUUUUACGGGGUCGAGUGCUACCGGCCGGAAGGUGAUGGAGGGGUGUGCGCGCGGGUUGAAGAGGGUGACGCUGGAGUUGGGGGGGAAUGAUGCCGCGAUUGUGUGUGAGGAUGUGGAUGUGGAUGCGGUUGUGCAGAAGACAUUGGAUCUUGGUUGUGGAUUGUGGGUUUGUGAAUUGUGGAGUGCGGAUGGAGUGGGGAGGAUGCAUAUCUUGGUUCCAUGGCAAUUGCUGACCGACGAUCCCCAACAGAUCGGCAUCAUCGCCUUCCUCUGCUCCUCGCAGAUCUGCAUGACGAUCAAGCGGCUGUACGUCCACGAGAAGAUCUACGACCAAUUCCGCGACAAACUCGUCCAGUUCGUGCGCGCCCUGAAGGUCGGCGACGGCACCCUCCCGGACACCUUCUUCGGCCCCGUCCAGAACCGCAUGCAGUUCGACAAGGCCACGGACUUACUGGCCGCGACACAGGCGGCCGGCCUGCAGACUAUCGCCGCCGGCGAGGUCCCCGCCGAUCUCGGGAAAGGGUACUUCAUCCCGCCGACGAUCGUGGACAACCCGCCCGAGGCCUCGCGCGUGGUGCAGGAGGAGCCCUUCGCGCCGAUUCUGCCGCUGCUCAAAUGGUCCGACGAGGCGGAUGUGGUCGCCCGCGCCAACGCCUCCGACUACGCGCUGAGCGCCUCGGUGUGGAGUCGCGAUCUGGGGCGGGCGCGCCGGAUCGUGGACCAGCUGCAGGCAGGCUCGGUGUGGGUGAACUCGCACUUCGACGUCGCGCCCCACGUGCCAUUUGGCGGGCACAAGGCCAGUGGGAUGGGCACGGAGUGGGGAGUCCAUGGGUUGGUGGGCUGGUGCAAUUCGCAGACCUUGUGGUUGAAGAGUCAGCUGUAGCUGUUACUCGAAACUAUAGAAUUGAAACAUUGUUGGCAACGAGUAAAGAAACAGGUCUUGAAUCUAUACAUCUAUACUGCA
Molecule: messenger RNA, 1679 nt
Organism: Aspergillus aculeatus ATCC 16872
Lineage: Eukaryota; Fungi; Ascomycota; Eurotiomycetes; Eurotiales; Aspergillaceae
Product: aldehyde dehydrogenase family protein
Exons: 3
Coding region: 57-1598 (513 amino acids)
Molecular function (GO): aldehyde dehydrogenase (NAD+) activity
Source: RefSeq, a predicted model, not a curated record